Crotalus tigris (Tiger rattlesnake) is the source of this 2348-nucleotide messenger RNA. It is a transcript of the gene MIPEP, whose product is annotated as mitochondrial intermediate peptidase. Gene Ontology annotation, molecular function: metalloendopeptidase activity. Bases 118 to 2238 code for a protein of 706 amino acids. Gene Ontology annotation, cellular component: mitochondrion. The record is from RefSeq and is a predicted model, not a curated record. NCBI's taxonomy places the organism in Eukaryota, Metazoa, Chordata, Lepidosauria, Squamata, Viperidae. The transcript is spliced from 19 exons. Gene Ontology annotation, biological process: peptide metabolic process.
UGCACCGACGCUCUUUCUCACGGCCGGGCCGCGGAAGAGGCCGUCCCGGCGAUCCGGAACCGCUUGGCCGCUUUGGGGGCGGUGCGUCUCUCCGAGGCGAGCGGUCCCCUGGCUACCAUGUGGGCUGGAUGGCACCGAGUGGCACGCAGGGCUUCGGGCUCUCUGAAGCAAGCGAGGCUGGGCCGGCUCUGCGGCGGCACGAAGAAAUGGGUCAGCACCAGCUGGUCCCCGGUGGGCGCUGCCUUCAAUGCCCAACAGCAGCGGCUGGCGGUGGGGCAGAAAACGGGUCUGUUUGGUGUACCUGAACUUAAUUGUCCAGAAGGAUUUCAAGAAGCUCAAAAAAACUCAUUGCAAGAAGCAGAACGAUUGGUCCAAAAAGCAUGCAUUACACCUCCUGGGAAAGAGAUUGUGUUGGUUUUUGAUCAGCUCUCUGAUGCUUUAUGUAGAGUAGCAGAUCUGGCUGACUUUGUGAAAAUAGCCCAUCCUGAUCUUGCGUUUAGAGAUGCUGCUGAGGAAGCCUGCAGAAGCAUUGGUACUAUGGUAGAAAAAUUAAACACAAAUGUGGAUUUAUGUCAGAGUCUGAGAAGAUUGUUAAUUGAUAAAGAUGUUAUGGAUUCUCUUGACCCUCAAACAAGGCGAGUGGCAGAACUUUUCAUGUUUGAUUUUGAGAUCAGUGGUAUUCAUUUGAAUGAAGAACAGCGCAGAAAUGCAGUAAAUCUUAAUGUCAAAAUUUUGGAUUUAUGUAAUGAAUUUCUCCUGGGGUCUCAUCUUCCAAACAAGAUUGAAAAGCAUUUGUUACCAGAACACAUUCGCCAUAACUUUGCAGUUGAAGGCAAUUUUGCCCAAAUCAGUUGUCUCAGUGCAGACAAUCCAGAUGAUUUGGUACGUGAAGUCGCCUACAAAGUUUUUCUAUACCCGAAUAUUCAGCAACUACAAUGUUUAGAUGAAUUGCUUGCCAGUAGAAAUGCUCUGGCCCAGUUAGUUGGCUAUGAUACAUUUGCUCAUCGAGCUCUUCAAGGAACAAUGACCCAAACCCCAGAGACAGUAAUGCAGUUUCUUACAAAGCUUUCAGAUAAAUUAUUCAGUCGCACUCAAAAGGAUUUUGAAAUGAUGGAAGGUAUGAAAAUGAAACUAUAUCCUUUCAAAUCAAAAUUAAUGCCUUGGGAUCACCCAUACCUUAGUGGUGUCUUACGUGCUGAGAGGUAUAAUAUUGAACCAGCCCUAUAUUGUCCCUUUUUCUCUCUUGGGGCAUGUAUGGAUGGACUGAACAUUUUGUUCAAUAAGCUUCUAGGAAUCUCUCUCUAUGCUGAACAGCCUGAGAAUGGAGAAGUGUGGUGUGAAGAUGUUCGUAAACUGGCAGUUGUCCAUGAACAAGAAGGAUUAUUGGGAUAUAUUUACUGUGACUUUUUUCAAAGGCCAGACAAGCCUCAUCAGGAUUGUCACUUUACAAUCCGUGGAGGCAGACUGCAAGAAAAUGGAGAAUAUCAACUUCCUGUUGUCGUCAUCAUGCUAAGUUUACCUCAGUCCAAUAAUAGUUCACCAACGUUGCUCACUCCUGGAAUGAUGGAGAAUCUCUUCCAUGAAAUGGGACAUGCUAUGCAUUCCAUGCUGGGAAGAACACGUUAUCAACAUGUCACAGGUACAAGGUGUUCUACUGACUUUGCUGAAGUUCCUUCUAUCUUAAUGGAAUACUUUGCAAAUGAUUACCGAGUGGUGAACCAAUUUGCAAGACACUAUAAAACGGGUCAGUCACUACCUAAAAACAUGGUGUCAAGACUCUGUGAAUCUAAAAAAGUAUGUGCUGCUGCUGAUAUGCAACUUCAGGUUUUUUAUGCUGUCUUGGAUCAAAUAUACCAUGGGAAACAUCCUUUAAAAAAGUCAACCACAGAAAUUUUAAAGGAAACUCAAGAGAAAUUUUAUGGAUUGCCGUAUGUUCCUGACACUGCCUGGCAACUCCGAUUCAGCCAUCUUGUGGGUUAUGGUGCUAAGUACUAUUCCUAUCUCAUGUCUAGGGCUGUAUCAUCUAUGGUAUGGAAGCAGUGCUUUGCACAGGAUCCAUUCAACAGAGCAAUGGGUGAACGUUAUCGGAAAGAAAUGCUGGCACAUGGUGGUGGCAAAGAACCAAUGCUCAUGGUUCAAGGUAUGCUACAGAAGCAACCAUCAGUGGAAGAUUUUGUGGAUGCCCUUGUUUCAGACUUAGAUCAAGACUUUGAAACAUUCUUUAUGGAUUCUGAAUAACAGAGAAGAAUAUUUUGAAAGUUUUUGGAUGUAUUAACAGUGUACAUAGAAGUUCUGUCUGAUUGGCAUUUGUAAAAAUGUGUGUAUAAAAUAAAUGGUUUACUUGAAAA